GAGAUGAGAAUUCGUCGCCCCAGCAGUUUUCAAACAAGAAAGCAGACACCAAAGAAGGGCAAGCCCUCGAGAAAGAGAAAAGCAAUCCUUUCAAAGAUGAAACUUCAUCGUGGAAGCAAAGCACGAAUGCAAAACUCCUCGAUUUGAUGGCUUCUUAUGAUCAGGGGCAAAGUAAAAGCACCAAAAGAAAAGAUUCCGAUUUAAAGCCUUGCAAAGUAUGCAAGUUUCUCUUCUUCCAGGACAAAAAUGACGGGCAAGAGGGUGUAUGCACAGCAUGCAGGCUGAAGGAGAAAACCGCGACAAUGGUCUUGUGUCUGCUGUGCGAUUUUGCGCCAUGCUAACUGUCACGUUUGGCAGGUUGAUAUUGAAAUAUCUCAAGACUCGACCGCGGGAAACUGCACGCAUAUUGAAUCCAAGUGGUUGCCAUCAUGCGACUCCGUUUCCGCGAAGAACGAAGAAUAUUCCUCGAUGUACAAGGCGCUCUUUGUCAGACAUACACUUUUCGGCUUUUUCUUUUUCGGUUUCGUGUUGCUAUGUCCGUUAGUAACUGUUGGACGAUGGUCCUACCUGUGGAGUCUGCCGAGACAUUCACUCACAGCUUCUUCUGCGUCUUUUUCGUAUUCUGCUCAGCCUCUCUUGCACUCCGAGGAUGACAGUGAAGCAAAGAAGAAUGCCACGGUUCAGGUCCUUGAGGUUGGCACUGCGCACAUGACCUUGCUUCCUUUGUGAUCCUGACAUUGUUUCAGGCUUCUGCUCCCCCAGACGGCAAAAAUAAGCGGAAAAAUAAGCGGAGGCCUGAGGAAUUGGUCGUGAAGCCAAAUAUCACUUCUAACACGCGCGGCAAAUUCAGCGUCUUGAAAUCACGUUGGUCAAUCAUACCAGUCAAUGUGGCAAGACAGUUUAUGAGAUCUAUCUUGUUUUCGUUUAUGAUUUUGGCUUUUGACGCUAUUCUCUUUAUUUAGCGACUGAUUUGAAAUAUUUGGUCACUUCGUGUAUGAAUAAAAAUUGCAUCAUGUUU
Guillardia theta CCMP2712 is the source of this 1018-nucleotide messenger RNA. RefSeq lists its product as hypothetical. NCBI's taxonomy places the organism in Eukaryota, Cryptophyceae, Pyrenomonadales, Geminigeraceae. Bases 469 to 729 code for a protein of 86 amino acids. The record is from RefSeq and is a predicted model, not a curated record. The transcript has a single exon.